This is a messenger RNA of Chenopodium quinoa (quinoa), 1289 nucleotides long. Its product is annotated as chlorophyllase-2, chloroplastic-like. The coding region runs from base 87 to 1058 and encodes 323 amino acids. The record is from RefSeq and is a predicted model, not a curated record. Lineage: Eukaryota; Viridiplantae; Streptophyta; Magnoliopsida; Caryophyllales; Amaranthaceae. Gene Ontology annotation, biological process: chlorophyll catabolic process. Gene Ontology annotation, molecular function: chlorophyllase activity. The transcript is spliced from 2 exons.
GAUAGAAAACUUAUUAUCCAAGAGAAACGAAAAAGAUCACACUAGAAAGUGGGGUGUAAGGAAAAAGAAAGAGAUAUUAUUUAACAAUGUCUUCUUCUACCUCAAUUUCUUCUCCAGAUACACUUGCUAAUCGAACCAAUGUCUUUGAUGAUGGAAGUUAUCCCACUGCCCUUCUUAGAAUCAAAGCAGAAAGCCACUUUAACAACAAUAAGACAAACCCACCACCGAAGCCGCUGUUGAUCGGAACUCCGUCGUGUUUAAAGGGUGGCGAGUUCCCGGUGUUGCUGAUGCUUCAUGGAUAUAUGUUAUACAACCAUUUCUACUCACAACUUAUUCAUCAUGUUGCUUCUCAUGGUUUUGUGGUCAUUGCUCCACAGCUAUAUUCCGUCGCUGGACCAGACUCAAAAGACGAAAUAGAAGCCACAGCUGCAGUUAUAAACUGGUUAUCAGAAGGAUUAAAAGACGUACUUCCAUCGAAUGUACAACCAAACCUACACAAGCUAGCACUUUCAGGCCAUAGUCGCGGAGGCAAGGUAGCAUUUGCACUAGCAUUAAACAAAAUAACAGCAUCUCCUCUCAAAAUAUCAGCUUUGAUAGGCAUAGACCCAGUUGAUGGAAUGGGAAAAGGAAACCAAACACCGCCUCCAGUUUUAACAUACGUACCACAAUCUUUUGACCUUAAUGGAAUGCCUGUGCUUGUGAUUGGUUCGGGUUUGGGUGAAAUAAAGAAGAACCCUUUGUUCCCUCCUUGUGCUCCGAAAGGAGUAAACCAUGAGAAUUUUUUCGAGGAAUGCCAAAGUCCUGCUUGGUAUUUUCUUGUAAAAGACUAUGGUCAUCUCGACGUGCUAGAUAAUGAUACUAAGGGAGUCAGGGGAAUUACUACUUAUUGUUUGUGUAAGAAUGGAAAAUGUAGAGAGCCUAUGAGAAAGUUUGUUGGAGGGGUGAUUGUUGCCUUUUUAGAUGCUUACAUACAAGGAGAUGAUAGCAAGCUCAAAUCUAUCAGAGACCGAGAUGAAACUGUCGCUGUGGAGUUUGACAAGGUUGAUGUUUGUCUGUAAUUUUUAAGCAAGUGUGAUGUAUGGAUUGUAUAGUACUCGUAUUUGUAUUGUUUAUAUAUCUAGAUAUCGAUCUUUUCUUUACUUUAGCGUAAAAAGAAAACAGAGUAAAAUCUUAUAUGGAAGGCUAAGGCGCGGCCUUUUAUUGCAAAUGCACAAUAUGAGGGUCAAAGGCUUCACUUUGCCUUGCUAUCUCAAUUACAGGAAGACUGAAUGUGAAUUUAGCUAGAAUUC